ACUCAAUUAUCCGGAACACGCCUUUCUAUGCACAUCCACCGCCACUCUGCUAUUGUAUGUAUGCGCUACUCCUAAUUUCGGAGAUCAUAAGCAAUAGACAAUCAAAUAAGCGCAACGGUUAAAAACUGAUUCUUCUUCUCUUGGGAACUCAGUUUUUUUUCUCAAGAAUCACACCUUCAAUUUUUGAUUGGCUCACUCUCUUUGGUUUCUUGGUUUGCGGUAAUUGUUUCAAUUUUUUGGCGAUUUGAGUUCGAUUGGAGUGUGAUCAUUGUCGGUUGUGAUAUUGCUUGCAGAUCCUCAUGGCUUCAGUAGCAGAUGAUUCUAUUAAGGAUCGAGAUGUUUGCAUUGUUGGUGUUGCAAGAACACCAAUGGGCAGCUUCCUUGGUUCACUUUCAUCAUUGCCUGCCACGAAGCUUGGUUCUAUAGCUAUUGAGUGUGCUCUUAGAAGGGCGGGUGUACAUCCAUCUAUGGUGCAGGAAGUCUUCUUUGGAAAUGUUCUUACUGCAAAUUUAGGCCAAGCCCCUGCCAGGCAAGCUGCAUUGGGCGCAGGUAUACCUAAUUCGGUAAUCUGCACCACCAUUAAUAAAGUAUGUGCGUCAGGAAUGAAAGCCACAAUGAUUGCUGCACAAACAAUAAAACUGGGUGUCAAUGAUGUAGUAGUUGCUGGUGGCAUGGAAAGCAUGUCCAAUGCGCCAAAGUAUAUCCCAACAGGAAGGACAGGGACUCGUCUAGGGCAUGAUACUAUUAUUGAUGGCAUGCUGAAAGAUGGCCUUUGGGAUGUGUACAAUGAUUUUGGGAUGGGUGUUUGUGCAGAACUGUGUGCUGAUCAACAUAACAUAUCCAGAGAAGAACAGGAUUCUUAUGCUAUUAAAAGUUUUGAACGCGGUCUUGCUGCAGAAUCCUCUGGUGCAUUCUCAUGGGAGAUAGUUCCGGUUGAAGUUUCUGGUGGCAGGGGGAAGCCAUCUGCCAUUGUUGACAAAGAUGAAGGUCUUGCAAAGUUUGAUGCCUCGAAGUUGAGAAAGCUUAGACCAAGUUUCAAGGAGAAAGGAGGUUCUGUGACUGCUGGCAACGCAUCUAGUAUUAGUGAUGGGGCUGCCGCUUUAGUCCUAGUGAGUGGAGCAAUGGCGGUUAAGCUUGGUUUAAAGGUUAUUGCCAGAAUCAGAGGCUACGCUGAUGCAGCACAGGCACCUGAGUUAUUUACUACUGCUCCAGCCAUUGCCAUACCGAAAGCUAUCUCGAAUUCUGGCUUGAAAGCAUCAAAUAUUGAUUUCUAUGAAAUAAAUGAAGCCUUCUCUGUUGUGGCUCUAGCUAACCAGAAGCUGCUUAACAUUGACCCUGAAAAGUUAAAUGUGCAUGGAGGCGCUGUGUCAUUGGGGCAUCCAAUAGGGUGUAGUGGAGCUCGCAUAUUGGUCACACUGCUAGGGGUGCUGAGGCAGAAAAAUGGGAAGUUUGGGGUUGCUGGAGUCUGCAAUGGUGGAGGAGGUGCAUCUGCUGUUGUUCUGGAGCUAAUUAAUGAUCGGCAUGCGGGGAGGGUGGCACGGUCUAUGCUAUGAGAUCGACAAGUUUCUGCGGAACCGUUCAUCACCUGCUGUUGUAAACAUAGUAUUUGCAGAUGUCUGAGUCUGAGGUCAAAACUUAUUCAUUAUGAAUAAUUUUAUUGUCACAAUAUAUAAAUCUUGUGUUGAGACAUGAUACAUUCUCAUC
Sesamum indicum (sesame) is the source of this 1704-nucleotide messenger RNA. It is a transcript of the gene AACT1, whose product is annotated as Thiolase family protein. Gene Ontology annotation, cellular component: mitochondrion. The record is from RefSeq and is a predicted model, not a curated record. Lineage: Eukaryota; Viridiplantae; Streptophyta; Magnoliopsida; Lamiales; Pedaliaceae. Gene Ontology annotation, molecular function: acetyl-CoA C-acetyltransferase activity. Gene Ontology annotation, biological process: fatty acid beta-oxidation.